AUGUUUGGACUACGAGUAAUAUCAAUGCUAUGGACGUUGAUUGGACAUUCUUUCGCCUGGAUUCAGGGAUACGUGAAAAAUGUGGAUGAGUUCAAGGAUGACCUUUCAAAUGGUUUCUCAAGUGUUCUCAUCUCGAAUUUCACCCUCAGCGUUGAUACGUUUUUUGUGCUCAGUGCUACCCUCACAUCGUACUCAUAUUUUCGAAAAUACAAAUCUCAAGGUUUUCAACCUUAUAUAACAUGGUUUGAAUGGAUAGUGAAAUGGUUAAAGUUUUAUCGUCACCGCUUAAUACGUUUAUGGCCAUCAUAUUUAUAUACGCUAUCAACUGUAACAUUUUUGUUAUCAUCACUUCAUUCGCACCCAAUGUGGGAACCAACAGAUCCAUCUGUUCAAUGUCGACUUCAUGGUUGGAAGAAUGUACUUUUCUUGAACAGUGUUCUUGGUAAUGAAUGCAUGGGUUGGACAUGGUAUAUCAGCACCGAGUUCAUCUUUUAUCUGAUUUCACCUAUAUUUCUGAUUGCCUUCACCAAAAGCGUUUGGUUUGGCUUAGCGCUGUCGUCACUUACGAUCAUAUCUUCAACUUUAUUGCAAUCGCUAUUCUUUCUGAACAACGAUUAUCCAUCGUCACCAAUCCCUUAUAAUCAACCAUCUAUUUUUAAAGGAUCUUUUAUGAAGCAUGUUGAUGAGUAUUACAUAAAACCACAAUAUCGCAUUGGUGCCUAUGUUGUGGGCAUUGUUUUGGGUUAUAUAUUAGCGAAUAUGCAAAAAUGGAAACAAGAACGUUCGACAGACUCACGACAGUUGCAAUUUUUGCUUUGGUCUGUUUGCAUUCUGUUUGCAAUCAUAUCAUUAUACGGCUUCUAUCCGGUCAUGCAGGGCUGGAACUGGCGUUUGUAUCAUGUCUUAUAUGGUGCAACUCACCGUGUUCUGUGGGCAGUUGCGAUUGCAAUACUAAUUUAUAUGUGCCAUGCAGAUCAGGGUGCAUUUGUGAAUGCCUUUCUUAGUGCACGGAUAUUUCUGCCUUUUUCUUCACUUUGCUAUUCGGUUUACCUCAUCCAUUUGGUGAUGGUGUUCGCCGUUUUUCUAUGGGUGCCAUUUCCGAUUGUCUACUCUGGCAAGCAUGCAGUAGUCGCGUUGUGUAUAGUGCAGUUGCUGUUAUCGUAUAUCUGCGCAUUAUCGAUCACUUUAUUUACAGAAUUUCCCGCAUUGAACAUUGAAAAAGUUUUGAUGAGAUGGUCAUCUCAGAGGGCACAGCAUGAUGCUCAAAAGUCUUAUCCUCUUAUUUUGAACAACAAACGAUAA
Anisakis simplex (herring worm) is the source of this 1302-nucleotide messenger RNA. The record is from the annotation of a GenBank genome assembly. NCBI's taxonomy places the organism in Eukaryota, Metazoa, Nematoda, Chromadorea, Rhabditida, Anisakidae.